AUGCCAGAUGAGAGUCCAGUAAAAAGGAAAAUUGAAUUGGAAGAAUUGAAUGAAAAUUUAAAAAGAACUAAAUCAAUAGGACAUGAAGAUUUAAAAUCAAUAGUAAUAAAUGAAUUUAAAAAUUUAUUUGAAAAUAGAAUUGCAAGAUUAGAAGCUAGAGUGAAAUAUCUAGAAGAUGAACUAGAUUUGAAAGUAGAAGAUCAAGAUAAAAAUUCAGAUUCAAUUCAUAAUGAUAAUGAUAAUAAUGAUAAUAAUAAUGACCAAAGUAAUGAUAAACAAAGAGGAGAAAAUGAUAUUGACGUGGACGUACUGAGAGAUGAUGAAGAAAUUAAGAGCAAUGAAAAAACUGAAACUUCAAAGAAUAUACCUCCAGCUUUACCACCAAGGGCUCAAUUUGGUGGAAGCAAUACCUUUCAAUUUAAACCAAACACUCAAAACCAAGAGGCCAAAUCACCUUCAACAAGCAAUAAACCGGUUUUUGGAGCCACCACUCCAUUUGGAAAUAUAAACAAACAUAAUUCAACAAAAUCGGAGCAGAAUAAUCAAAAAACAGAACCAAAAGUAGUACCAGUUAGUUCAAAACCUGUAUUUGGAGCAACAACAUCAUUCGGAAAUAUGAAUAAAAACAACAACAACACGAAAGAAAAAGAAAAUCAAGAUGAAAAUAUAAACAAAUCCAAAUCAACAACGCCUUCAGCAGGUGGGUUUAGUACAUUUGGUUCAAAAUCAAGAUUUGGAAACGCGUUUCAAGAAUCAAUUAAACAAAAAUCAUUUUUAGACUCUCCAUCAUCAUCAUCAGGUACAACAACAAACCAAGAUGGAACGAAAGAACAAGGAACACAUAAAGAUGGUGAGAAUGAAGAUGAAGAGGAAUCAGGAAAGUCAACAAAUAAAGAUGCAUUACCAACUUCAACAGCAACUCAACAAUUUAAACAAGUUGAUUUAAAUCCAAUUGAACAAACAACUGGUGAAGAAGAAGAAAGUUCUAAAUUUAAUUGUACAGCAAAAUUAUUUGAAUUAAAAUUAACAUCAAUAGACGAAGGUUGGAAAGAAAGAGGUGUUGGACCUUUACAUUUAAAUCAAUCAAAUAAUUUUAAAAAUCAAAUACGAUUAGUAAUGAGAUCUCAAGGAUUAUUAAAAGUAAUAUUAAAUUAUAAAAUUCAAAAAGAUACUGAAAUUUUAAAAGGUUUAGAAGCAAGUUUAAAUCCUGGUAAAUAUUUACGUUUAAAUUCAUUAUCUGAUGGUAAACCAAUUCAAUAUUUAUUAAAAUUUAGUAAUGAACGUAUAAGAGAUGAAUUGAUUAAUAAUAUCGAAGAAUUACAAAGGGAAAUAUGA
Molecule: messenger RNA, 1335 nt
Organism: Lodderomyces pseudojiufengensis
Lineage: Eukaryota; Fungi; Ascomycota; Pichiomycetes; Serinales; Debaryomycetaceae
Exons: 1
Coding region: 1-1335 (444 amino acids)
Biological process (GO): protein import into nucleus
Cellular component (GO): cytoplasm; nuclear pore
Molecular function (GO): GTPase activator activity
Source: RefSeq, a predicted model, not a curated record